This is a messenger RNA of Penicillium angulare, 2610 nucleotides long. RefSeq names its product putative ATP-dependent RNA helicase DBP6. The coding region runs from base 1 to 2610 and encodes 869 amino acids. The transcript has a single exon. Gene Ontology annotation, molecular function: nucleic acid binding; RNA helicase activity; ATP binding. The record is from RefSeq and is a predicted model, not a curated record. Gene Ontology annotation, cellular component: nucleus. Lineage: Eukaryota; Fungi; Ascomycota; Eurotiomycetes; Eurotiales; Aspergillaceae.
AUGUGGGCGGUGGGAUCGGAAGCGGUAAGCCACCGAGUGUCUUCUGCCGGCACAAAAAACAUUAAGUGGAAUUUGCUUUUCCCCACGAAAAGCUUCGCUGAGGAAUGCAUGCGCCCUGAAAGAAUGGCCGGAUCCAAGGUGCCCGAGGCAGCCACCAAAAUGACUACAACCCCCAAUUCGGAAAAGCCUUACAAACGAAAGCGUGACCUGGAUGGCUCUCAGGCAACAACGCCAACAAAGAAGAAAAAGAAGCGAGACAGCCUCGCAGCUGCGUCACCCGAAGACGAUGCCAGUACGAACAAGAAACGCAAACGGGCCAAGAAUGCGCUCCAGGGUGAAGAUUAUCAGGAAUCGGCCGGUAAAGAGAGUACUAUCGCGACAGAGCGCAGCGAAAAGACUCCUGCAGACAAGGACGACAUCGGCCAUAAAGAUGGAAAGAAAUCGAAAGAUGGCAAACGAAAGAGUUCUAAGAAGCUUGACACAAAAUCUGAUGAGAAUCCAACUGUGACACCAGAAGCCGAUGCUAUGGAUAUCGAAGAAGAGGAAGAGGCCGAGGACAAAGACGAGGGAAAAACCUCGAAGAACAAACAUGCAGGAAUUUUAUCCAAGUUUGAGCGGACAAAGGAAGCAGCCAGCAAAAAGAGCAAGAGGAAAAGCAAGAAGGAAGAGGAUGGAGAUGAUUCCAUGGAAGAUGCCGUUGAGCCUGUGAUCGCGCAGGGCUUGGAGCCUUUGCCACAGCCUGAAAACCCACCUGAGCUAGAAGAAGCACCAACUUAUUCUUCUUUACCUGCCUGGCUCGCAAAUCCUACUCGAAAAUCGGCCGACGAGCGAAGAAAAUUUUCCGAACUGGGUAUUAAGCCCGAUUUAUUGCGCAUACUUCAGCAACACCAGUACAGUGAAGCUUUUGCCGUCCAGUCCACCGUCAUUCCCCUUCUUUUAGAUGGGAACAAGAACCACCCAGGCGACUUGUGUAUUUCGGCGGCUACUGGCUCUGGAAAAACUCUGUCUUAUGUGCUCCCACUUGUGACAUCUUUAUCUUCCAGACCUGCUUCAAAACUGAGAGGCUUGAUCGUGGUGCCCACAAGAGAACUUGUGAAGCAGGCACGCGAAGCUUGCGAACUUGUUGCUGCUGGAUCGCGUCUUCAUAUCGGAAGUGCAGUGGGAAAUGUGGCUAUCAAGGAUGAACAAAAACUUCUUAUGAGGGUUGAUCAAGUGUACAACCCUGCGACUGUUGCGCAGCGCCAGAAAGCUGGUAUACAAGGGAAUGACUGGAUGGAUUUCAGCCUCGAGGACUGCGUAACUGAGGCUGUCGACUCUACUGGCUUUCUCCCAGGCUACAUUCAACGACCUGAGCCCAAUGUCGAUAUUCUUAUUUGCACACCUGGUCGCUUAGUGGAUCACAUUCGUUACACUAAAGGCUUUACUCUUAAGAACCUGGAGUGGCUGGUCAUUGACGAAGCUGAUCGCCUGCUUAACGAAAGUUUCCAGGAAUGGGUGGACGUGGUCAUGAGUUCGUUGGAUUCACGCCAGUCUCCAGACAAUUUUGGACCUGGAGGCAAGCUUUUGUCUGAUCUUGGCCUCCCUAUUGAAACAAAGCCGCCUCGAAAGGUUGUGCUAAGUGCUACCAUGACUCGUGAUAUCUCGAAGCUCAAUUCGUUGCGCUUGGCUAAUCCGAAGAUGGUGAUUAUCGGCGCCGAGAAUGCCAUGGACUUAGGCGAUCCAUCCGCCACCCACCCCGAUGCUCAUUUCACUUUGCCACCAACCUUGCAUGAGCACAUGCUGCCUGUUGGAGAUGGAUCUCAAAAGCCAUUGUAUCUUCUGCGACUACUUCUUUCCCACAUCAAGAUCGGUGUGGAUGAUAAAAAGCGCAUCGACCGCCCUAGCCGUGAAUCUAGCUCCGAUACAAGCAGUGAUGAUACAAGCUCUGACGAGUCCUCUGAUGAUGACACAUCAUCGUCUGGCUCAGAUUCGGAUUCAGAUACUUCAAGCGACACAUCCUCUGAUGCAUCGAGUGACUCUGAAGACUCUGAAAGCGACUCAGUCGAUCCUGUCGUUGAAGCUCAGACAUCACGCACCACAGUUCUGAUUUUCACAAAGUCUUCUGAAUCGGCGUCGCGUCUUGCCCGUCUCAUUUCUCUCCUCCAUCCCUCGCUUGCCAACCGCAUGGGAACGAUCAUCAAGUCGAACAAGUCUUCAUCUUCUCGUAAGACAUUGGCAGCCUUCCGACAAGGUCGUGUUUCAGUCAUCGUGGCUACCGAUCGUGCCUCGCGUGGUUUAGAUCUGCCCUCUUUGACGCAUGUCGUGAAUUACGAUAUGCCCACUAGUGUGACAACUUAUGUACACCGAGUGGGACGAACAGCGCGUGCUGGCAGAGAGGGAUCGGCAUGGACCCUGGUUGCUCACCGUGAAGGUCGAUGGUUCUCCAAUGAGAUAUCCGCAAGUGUGGAUGGCCGCAUCACCAGAAUAAUGGGCGUUGAUCGCACCCAUGUUAAACCGGCUGAUGUUAAGGAGUUCCAGUCUAAGUAUGCUGCGGCGCUGGAUGUGCUGGAGAGGGAGGUUAAGGUAGGCAAGGGGCCCAAAUCACGACCGCUUAAAGUUGUCAAAGCUUAG